Messenger RNA from Phaedon cochleariae (mustard beetle), 2357 nucleotides. The record is from the annotation of a GenBank genome assembly. NCBI's taxonomy places the organism in Eukaryota, Metazoa, Arthropoda, Insecta, Coleoptera, Chrysomelidae.
GUGGUACCUAUAUUGUUGAACUAGUUAUUGUUGUGUUGUUGUUAUUUGAUACACUUAUUAGUGACAAUAAAGAUAAAGAUUAUUUAAAUAAGCCCGCUAAAAGCCCGGCGCGAUGUCCGGCGCCGGUUACGCCGGCCCGUACCGCCCCCUGUCCGGCGCCGGCCCAUACAGCCCCCCGAUCGGCGCGAACGACGUCUAUCGCUCGACGACAGUGGCGCCAGGCGCCGCCGCCUUAGGCCUCUUCGGCGGGCUGAAAAGGGCCUUCGCUUUCGGCUCGGGGGCGGCAGAAUGUCAAGUCAAGGACGAGCGGUUGCUGGGUGCCAAUCCGGAGGCGGCGAAUCGGAUCGUUCCGGCGAGGACUGAUAGUGCUAACACUAACACAAACAGAAACAUGCCUUCUUCUGGAUUAGCUGAAGAGGCUGCCCUGUUGGGUGCUAUGCCUUCUGACAGCAUGGACGAUAUCGAACUGAAAAACAUUCAGUUACAAUUUCCUUCAUCUCGGUCUCUGUCGAGAGAUGAUUCCUCUGCACAAGAAGAAGUCGUUGAAACGGAUCGGGGAAAUAUUGUCGUUGCCAUUCAAGGAUCUAGAAAUAAACCUGCGAUUCUGACGUACCACGAUCUGGGAUUGAAUUAUAUUUCCAGUUUUCAAGCAUUCUUCAACUACAUAGACAUGAGGGCAUUACUCGAAAACUUUUGCGUCUACCACAUAAAUGCUCCAGGUCAAGAAGAAGGUGCUCACACCCUGCCAGAAGACUACAUCUACCCGACAGUAGACGAACUGGCCAACCAGAUCAGCUACGUGAUGACGCAUUUCGGCUUGAAGCAGUUCAUCGGCUUCGGAGUGGGCGCAGGCGCGAACAUCCUGUGCCGAUACGCCCUCGGCCACCCCGACCAAGUGUCCGCCCUCUGUCUCGUCAACUGCAUCAGCACCCAAGCGGGCUGGAUAGAAUGGGGGUAUCAGAAACUCAACUCCAGACACUUGAGAUCCAAGGGAAUGACCCAGGGGGUGUUGGACUACCUCAUGUGGCAUCAUUUCGGAAGGCAAUCGGAAGACAGGAACCAUGAUCUCGUCCAAGUAUAUAAAAGCUACUUCGAAAGGAACGUGAAUCCCACCAAUCUGGCCCUGUUCAUCGAUAGUUAUGUGAGGAGAACGGACCUGAAUAUCCACCGAGAAAUGGAUCCAACCAAGAAGAAGAAUGCGUCGUUAGCUAUGCCCGUUAUGAAUAUCACUGGUUCAUUCAGUCCACACAUGGACGACACUGUCACAUUCAAUGGUCGUCUGGAUCCCACAAACUCUUCGUGGAUGAAGAUAUCUGAUUGCGGUAUGGUUCUCGAAGAACAACCAGGGAAAGUCAGUGAAGCUUUCAGGCUAUUCCUGCAAGGAGAAGGAUACGCCAUACAAGUCGGGCGCAGGCGCUCUAGCUGUCUGUCAGUUGAAGUUGCUCCGCUAUCACCAACAAAAAUGGCCAUGUUCCGUAAAGCAUCAUUGGAAGAACUGCUCAAAAUCAAGUUAUCGAGUGGACAGUGGCCAUUGAAUAUCAUUAAUAUCACCGAGAAUCCUAUCUCAGCCAUUGUAUGUUGAAGAUUGCGCUAUUACUGUAUUGGAAUUUAUAUCUAUCUACGACUGGAAUACAUCCACAUAUAUCCAACUAUGCAAUGGAUAUCAAUGAAACCAAUAAAUUUGAAAGAGUGUAUUCAGUAACGUAAAGAUAUUGUGAUACCUAAAUUAUUUUACGCAUGUUAUUGAUUCGAAAAAAAUAUAUGCUCUUCUUUUCAUAUGGUUCAAAACUUAAGAUAUCAUGAUGGAAACGAUUGAUAUUAAAUCUGCCUGAUUGUUAACAAGAAAUCGUGAUCGAUUGAUCAUAUGUUCAUAAUUAAAUUUGAAAGAUUAUUUCGCAAACGUUAAAACUUGUGAUAAAUUUCAAUACAGACAUAAUAUAUGUUGGCCACUGCCGAUCAUAAUAUCCAAUGAAGCACAUAUCUAUAGUGACUGAACAGAAUAAAAUCACUUCUGAUAGUCUUGGAACGUGCAUAUCACCAACAGCAUUAACAGCAUAAACGAAUUUUGACAGCCUAGCGAAUUGUUACAUCUUAGAUCUGCUUUGGUAGGCAGAUAUUUUAUAUUCAUUUACGCAGAUAUAUUUCGCUGUAGGUUGAGCUUUACCUGUUCUUAUAGAGAGCUUACGGACUUUUUAUAUAUAUAUAUUCAAUUCUGUAUUAUUAUUAUGUUGCUGUGUCGUCCAUGAAAUGGAUUAUGUUGGAGAGUUUUCAUUUGAAAUGUGAUGAAAGAUGCAUAUUGUGCCUCAAUUUGUUAAUUUUAAGCUGAGCACUAUUUAAUUUUAAUAAACUUUGUUCAU